This is a messenger RNA of Fraxinus pennsylvanica, 768 nucleotides long. The record is from the annotation of a GenBank genome assembly. NCBI's taxonomy places the organism in Eukaryota, Viridiplantae, Streptophyta, Magnoliopsida, Lamiales, Oleaceae.
AUGGCGUCCCCUCGCGAGGAGAGCGUGUACAUGGCGAAGCUGGCAGAGCAGGCCGAGCGAUAUGAGGAGAUGGUGGAAUUCAUGGAGAAGGUGGUGGCGGCCGCAGACGGCGGCGAGGAGCUGACUGUGGAGGAGCGCAACCUCCUGUCAGUGGCCUACAAGAACGUGAUCGGCGCUCGCCGCGCAUCAUGGCGUAUCAUCUCCUCAAUUGAGCAGAAGGAGGAGAGCCGCGGUAACGAGAGUCACGUGUCCGCGAUAAAGGGGUAUAGAUCUAAGAUCGAAUCCGAGCUCUCGUCUAUCUGCGAAGGGAUUUUGAAACUUCUCGACACAAAGCUCAUAGGAUCCGCAUCAAGCGGAGAUUCUAAGGUGUUUUACUUGAAGAUGAAAGGAGAUUAUCAUCGCUACUUGGCGGAGUUUAAGACUGGAUCCGAGCGGAAAGAAGCCGCCGAGAACACUCUCUCGGCUUACAAGUCGGCUCAGGACAUUGCAAAUACAGAGCUUGCCUCAACACAUCCGAUUCGGCUUGGGCUUGCUCUCAACUUCUCAGUGUUCUACUAUGAGAUACUAAAUUCUCCUGAUCGGGCUUGUAAUCUUGCUAAACAGGCUUUUGAUGAGGCAAUUGCGGAGUUGGACACCCUUGGAGAAGAGUCGUACAAGGAUAGCACUCUGAUCAUGCAGCUUCUCCGUGACAACCUAACUUUGUGGACUUCAGACAUGCAGGAUGAUGGUUCCGAGGAGAUCAAGGAAGCACCAAAACAAGAUGAAUAG